AUCAGUUGAGGGGUUGAGACCAGACUAAGACCAGCUCCAGUUCCUCCUGCAUUCCACUGGGAUAGACUUUUAAUGUGUCUAAAUAUCACCUGUUUUUAUUUGCCUUAUUUGAAGAGAUCUGCAUUUAGGCUAAUUAUUUAAUAGUUUAUGACAUCAAUAGGCAUCGUGACAGGGUUUACCUUGCUGAAAAAUAUGUCAGGUAGAUGGUGGAUCAAGUAGGCCAUGAUGUUAGCAAGGUUACAUUACAGACACAGUUAUGACCUCUUUACACCUGGAGUUGCAGUGUUGUGCACCUGCCUUAGGAAAAGCUUCCCCAGUGUGUGCACUUCUCCCCCAAUUGGACUCCUUGGAAACAUUUUACCACAGACUCAUUGGCAAUGAACCAGUCAAGCAGUGUCCUGAAGACAUGCUUCUACUCCAGCAAACUUUUCCACUCCUGUUUGACAUAGUUAGCAUUGUGGAGGGAGAUCAGCUUCCUGAGGCCUUGACUGCAUUUAUUAUUGACCUGUUGGAAAAAGUAAAGUCUCUGUUUGGCAGAAAUGGAUCAAUACCAGAUGCUGUGCAACUGGAUGUACACCGCACAAAUGAUGUAGAAUACUAUCCUUGCCUGCCUGUGGUAAGAAGUCGCGGUGACUAAUGCCUGGAUGACACAACUCCAAAAUCUGCACAAAGAGGAGUACUCGACAACCAUCCUUACUUCCUGGAGUUUUCUUAGUGCACUGUAAACAAGGUACAAUAAUGUUAUGAGUUUGUAUUAAUAUUUGUAUUAAUUUCUACAAUGAACAACAUUACUUCUGAUAUAAAAAAUGUACAUUUCAGUUCACUCUGAC
This is a messenger RNA of Pocillopora damicornis (cauliflower coral), 830 nucleotides long. RefSeq lists its product as uncharacterized. The record is from RefSeq and is a predicted model, not a curated record. NCBI's taxonomy places the organism in Eukaryota, Metazoa, Cnidaria, Anthozoa, Scleractinia, Pocilloporidae.